AAAGUAUUGUCGCAGCAGUACGACAGCUUCAGUCUCAAGCAUUUCAAUCAUCUCUGAGUCUCAGACCCAAGAUCUUAAGGUAAACAAGAUACCAGCCUUUUGCAAGGAGGAGCAUGUCAACAGAAGUAAUGAAGAAGAAGCAGAUGGCGUAAUAUAUUUGGACCUUCAAAAAGCCUGUGACAAAGUCCCUCGCAAAAGACUUUUAAAGUAACUAAAGUGUCCAAGGUUUCAUUCCUGUCUAUUUCCAAGAACAAGAGGAUGGCUGCCACUCUAGGACUUAUUUCCAUGCUUUGUUGUGUCAUGUUAUUUCCUAGGUUGCAUGCUCUCAUUUUGUAUACAGAGUCAAACUCAUCAUCCUCACCCAUUGCCAACUUGACUCUGGAUCCCGUAAAACUAAAGCUGACCUGGGACAGCAGUGUCAGUUUUACUGAAUACACCUGUUGUAUGGAAGUAGGCCAGAGUUUCGUAUGCAAAACGGUGUACAAUAAAACCUACGUGUUUAGCAUAAGCCACCCUAAGCCUAUACAUAAGGGGGCAUUAUUUCGAGUUGAAGCAACGCACAACCACACUUUAUAUUCAGCAGCAGGCAGAUUCAUUCCUCAAGGCAUGAAUGGAACAUCUGUUGAAAACUUCUCCUGUGUGAUUUACAACAUUUCCUUCAUGAAUUGCACUUGGAAGGCCGGCAGGAAUGCUCCAGAAGAUACCCAAUAUUUUCUUUUCUGGGGAUACUCAAAGAAAGAAGAUGUACAAGAGUGUCCACAUUACAUAAGAGAUUCACCUGGAAGACAUAUCGCAUGCAGUUUUCAAGAUGUGAAAGACAUUAAAGAGGAAGUUUACUUCCUGGUGAAUGGGUCCAGCAACGAAUCAGAGAUUCAGUUUUAUGAUGAGUACAUCGACUUAUAUGAAAUUGAAAAACUCACUCCUCCAUUAAAUAUCACUGUAAGCUGUUCUGAAGACCGAGCAGAGUGUAUAGUGCAAUGGAAAUGGCCCCAACUAAGCCAUUUGGAAAGAAAUGGAGAUGGCUGCUUUAAGUAUCAAAUUGACAUUCGAAAUAAGAAAACUAACGCCAAUCCCAAGGAAAGCUGCAAUGAGUGUCCUACGGUACCAGGAACAAGCUUCACAUUUCAGAAUUACAAUGUCAAAGAAAAAUACACCUUGCAAAUCAGAGCAAAAGGAUAUAAUUGUCUUAUAAGCCAGAAUUGGGGGGAAUGGAGUGAGCCCAUUGAGUUUGGUAUGGAUGGUAACCCAGAUGAUGCAGUUCUUAUAUAUACAAUUGUUUUACUCCUCAUAGCACUUGGAACAAUCCUUGUGGUACUGGUAAUAUUUUUUCUCUGCAAAAGAUACUGCAGUUUGAAAAAAAUGUUUUCUCCAGUUCCGCAACCAAAAAACAAAUUUGGGGAACUUUUCCAAAUAUCUGAUAAAUAUAUACAGAGGGAAUGGAUGGAUCUACCACCCACAAAAUAUGAAACUGAAGAAAUAACCACCGUUGAAGAAAUUAAGUAACUUCUAAAAGCAAAAUGAAGCAUUUGGAUUCCCCAACUCAAACAACUACAAAUCCUCAUGGCAAUUUUGUAUGUUUGCACACUCGCUCCCUUUCUCUCCCCUACAAAUGUUGCCUGACACUUCUGUUAUAAGACCCUCUUUCAGUUUCUUAUAACUUUGUCGAAUCUGAACAUUUGGACAGAAGCUUUUCCAUGCUGCGUGUCUGCUUGAGGGUGAAUAUUCUUGGAGUGUUUAAAAAAAACAAAACAUUUCAGUAAUUUGUUAGAACAACUUUAGCGAAAAAAAUGUUAUUUUGCCCAUAUUAAAAGACCUCUUACAACCUUUUCAUUUACAAUCUCUAGUACCUCCCUGCUUUGAAACUGGUGGAAAUUCAGCAGGGGUGUUGCUGUGGUGACAAGAAUGUGCUUUAUUCAUCCUUAAGAAUAUCAACCCAAAUUUGGCCAAGUUAUGAAACAAAAAAGGCAUUUAAUACAUGGGUCAUUGCUGUGUUUUCUGUUAUUGUUGUUCUCUUCUCAUUGAAUAGUGGGCCUACCAUAGAAUCAUAGAAUAUUAGGGUUGGAAGAGACUUCAGGAGGUCAUCUAGUCCAAUCCCCU
Messenger RNA from Mauremys reevesii (Reeves's turtle), 2097 nucleotides. Its product is annotated as granulocyte-macrophage colony-stimulating factor receptor subunit alpha-like. NCBI's taxonomy places the organism in Eukaryota, Metazoa, Chordata, Testudines, Geoemydidae. The transcript is spliced from 13 exons. The record is from RefSeq and is a predicted model, not a curated record. Gene Ontology annotation, biological process: cytokine-mediated signaling pathway; immunoglobulin mediated immune response. Gene Ontology annotation, cellular component: external side of plasma membrane; membrane. The coding region runs from base 259 to 1503 and encodes 414 amino acids. Gene Ontology annotation, molecular function: cytokine receptor activity; protein binding.